Electrophorus electricus (electric eel) is the source of this 703-nucleotide messenger RNA. It is a transcript of the gene rps9, whose product is annotated as ribosomal protein S9. Gene Ontology annotation, cellular component: cytosolic small ribosomal subunit. Lineage: Eukaryota; Metazoa; Chordata; Actinopteri; Gymnotiformes; Gymnotidae. The record is from RefSeq and is a predicted model, not a curated record. Gene Ontology annotation, biological process: translation; ribosomal small subunit biogenesis. Gene Ontology annotation, molecular function: structural constituent of ribosome; rRNA binding.
GGGUAGUGUAGUACAUCCAGUGUGGUAUAUAUAGCCGAGGAAGACGUCUACGCGCUCUCUUUACUGCUGGUGCCUGAGCGAGAUAGACGUGACUAAGCCGCCAUGCCCGUCGCUAGGAGCUGGGUGUGUAGUAAGACGUACGUCACCCCCCGCCGGCCCUUCGAGAAGUCCCGCCUGGACCAGGAGCUCAAGCUCAUCGGUGAGUAUGGUCUGAGGAACAAGAGAGAAGUGUGGAGGGUGAAAUUCACCUUGGCCAAAAUCCGCAAGGCUGCCAGAGAGCUGCUGACUCUGGACGAGAAAGACGCCAGGCGCCUCUUUGAGGGUAACGCUCUUCUGAGGCGGCUGGUGCGUAUUGGUGUGCUGGACGAGGGCAAGAUGAAGCUGGAUUACAUUCUGGGUCUGAAGGUUGAAGACUUUCUGGAGCGCCGUCUGCAGACUCAAGUGUUCAAGCUGGGUCUGGCCAAGAGCAUCCACCACGCCAGGGUCCUGAUCCGCCAGAGACACAUUCGCGUGCGCAAGCAGGUGGUGAACAUCCCGUCGUUUGUGGUGCGGCUGGACAGUCAGAAGCACAUCGACUUUUCCUUGCGCUCACCAUAUGGUGGUGGCCGACCUGGCCGUGUCAAGAGGAAGAACGCGAAGAAGGGCCAGGGAGGUGCCGGGGGUGGAGAUGAUGAAGAGGAGGAUUAAACCAAACCUGUGGGGG